Molecule: messenger RNA, 4731 nt
Organism: Synchiropus splendidus (mandarinfish)
Lineage: Eukaryota; Metazoa; Chordata; Actinopteri; Syngnathiformes; Callionymidae
Gene: flt1
Product: fms related receptor tyrosine kinase 1
Exons: 30
Coding region: 90-3815 (1241 amino acids)
Biological process (GO): protein phosphorylation; vascular endothelial growth factor receptor signaling pathway; multicellular organism development
Cellular component (GO): signaling receptor complex; plasma membrane
Molecular function (GO): ATP binding; vascular endothelial growth factor receptor activity
Source: RefSeq, a predicted model, not a curated record
AGUUGCGCUGCGCUCGAAGUUGGGGAACUCGUGGAGUGAUUUGCGUCUCCAGAGCUGCGACACAGAGGAAUUAAGCCGCGUGUGGCACCAUGAAGUGUGUUUUCAUCUCGCUGCUCUGUGGAUUGUUGGGGGUCGUGGCCAGAGAGAAAGAUCAGAAGGGGAAGUACAGCGUGCCCAAACUGGAUGUGCAGGACCCGACCCUGGUACUGGACUCCAAACAGACACUGGUGCUCAACUGCAGGGGUCGCUGGAGGCUGGUGUGGGCCUUCCCUGCAGGCCUGGAGCUAGACCAGGUGCAGGUGGAGGAGUCGGCGUGCGGGAGGACGGGUCAGCACUACUGCAGCCGUCUGACGGUCGCCCGCACACAAGCCCAGCACACCGGACUCUUCCAAUGUCGGUAUCAACGUUGGACCCAGAAGAGCUCAUCGGUUUAUGUCUAUCUCACAGACAGCCAGCAGCCGUUUGUGGACCAUUCAGACAUGAGCCCGGAUGUGCUGUACAUGACGGAGAAGCGGCCGCUGGUCAUUCCCUGCAGAGUCACCCAUCCUAACUUCACCACCGUCCUGGUCAAGUCUUACACGGAAGUCUUCAUCCCAGACCAGAGGAACAUCACCUGGAGCAGCAAACAAGGAUUCACCAUUCACUCGCCAACCCUGCGCCAUAUCAACCUUUUCUACUGCCAGACAGUCAUUAACGGCGUGACGCGCACGUCACGCAUGUACCUGGUCCACAGGCUGGUGAGCAACAUCAUGGAGGUUUACUUGAACAGCAGUGGUCCUGUGGAGACGCUGAGAGGAAAGAGACUGGUCUUGAACUGCACUGCGACUGGUGAACUCAAUACCAGAGUCAACAUUUCGUGGGACUAUCCUGGAAAGUACAACAACAGAGGCCACACAUCCAAAAGGCUUCUGAAACUCAGAGCACAUCUACAGUUUAACAACAUCCUAACCAUCCCCGAGGUUCAGCUCUCAGACCAGGGCCUGUACACCUGUCGUGUCACCAGCGGUGAGAAUACCAAACAGCAGAAUGUGUCUGUCAUCGUCUAUGAGCGUCCGUUCAUCAAGUUAAAGCCCAAAAAAGGCUGUGUUGUGAAGGUUGACGCUGGACAGAAAUCAUACAAGAUCACCCCAAAGCUGCAAGCGUUCCCAACCCCUGAGGUUAUCUGGUUUAAGGAUGGGAUGGUGGCAGCGGAUCAGUGCUCCAGGUACCGCGUGUCUGGGAGCUCCCUCAUUAUCCGGGAUGUAGCAGAGGAGGACGCCGGGAAAUAUACCAUCCGGGUUACAAUCCCCGAAUAUGGACUCAGCCGGAAUCUCACGGUCACCCUUGUGGUCAAUGUCUGUCCGCAGAUCGGAGAGAAAGAAGUGUCGCUGCAGGACCCCGGCACUGUGCCUCGCGGGAGCAGGAAAACUCUACACUGCACGUCUCAUGGUGUCCCUCCACCAAACAUCAAGUGGCUCUGGCAUCCCUGUCCAUCUAAAGGCCGGUGCGUGUGUCCCACAUCUUCCUCACUGUGGAGUCCCGUGGAAAAGAGUGGCCCCACCGCGUCCACACACAACCGCAUCCUGAGUGUUAAACACAGACAGGAAGUGCUUCAGGGGAAGAAAAAGGUGGUGGGGGUUCUGAUCGUGGAGGGAGCCUCUGUGUCAGGAAUUUAUCGCUGCAUCGCCUCAAACUCCGCAGGCUCAGAUCAAUUGGACAUCCACUUCUACAUCACCGACACCCCUGGAGGCUUCAGUGUGCGGCAGAGCGAAGACGCGAGAGAGGGCAGCCACCUGAGUCUGACCUGCACCGCCAACAAAUAUCUGUACUCGACACCGUCCUGGAGACGACUGAACGGGACUAGCCACGCGCAACCCAGCGACUUCCCCUUGAGUCUCGAUUUCCAAUCUGGCAAGUUCUCAAACUCUCUUGGGUUGUUGCUAAGCAACCUAACAUCCCACGACUCUGGGACGUACAGAUGCUCCACCCAUCAUCUCCUCUCUGGGAAGAGGACGCACCUUGACACGCAGGUGGUCGUCACAAAACUGCAACCUCCAGUGCUGCUGCGUAACUUGACCGACUGCUCGGUCAAUGUCAGCAGCUCGGUGACCCUCUCUUGUCCCGCCAACGGUGUCCCACCCCCAACUAUCACUUGGUACAAGAACGACAACGCUUUGCUGCAAGGCUCAGGGAUCGUGAUAUCAGAGGAGGAUGGCAGCCUCCACAUUGGCCGGGUGACUGUGGAGGAUCAGGGUUGGUACACCUGUGAGGCCAUCAAUGAGCGGGGCUCGGCUGAGAGCUCUGCCUUCGUGUCGGUCAAGAACAGUCCAUCAGAAGCCUCCUACCUGGAGAUCCCCCUCCUAACCUGCACCUGCGUGGCAGCCACGCUCCUCUGGCUCCUGCUCACAGUCUUAAUUCGUAAACUGCGCCAGGCCAACCGGACCAAACCAGAGUACCUGUCGAUCGUACUGGACUCGGGAGAAGGUGCACCAGAUGAGCAGUGCCAGAGGUUACUGUAUGAUUCCACCCAGUGGGAGUUCCCCAGAGAGCGACUGAAAUUAGGCAGGAAUUUGGGACGAGGAGCGUUCGGGAGGGUGAUGCAGGCCUCCGCGUUCGGUAUCCACAGCAAGGCUGGUUGUGAGACUGUGGCCGUGAAAAUGCUCAAAGAGGGCGCCACGGCCAGUGAAUACAACGCUCUGAUGUCUGAGCUGAAGAUCCUGAACUAUAUUGGUCACCACUUGAACGUCGUCAACUUGCUUGGGGCCUGCACCAAACCAGGAGGUCCCCUGAUGGUCAUUGUGGAAUACUGCUGCCACGGAAACUUGUCAGCCUUUCUGAAGAACAAGCGAGAGGUGUUUGUGCAAAACAGGGUGGCCCGUUCAGAGUUUGACUCUCGAAAGGUGGCGGGCAAGAGUCAAGCAGAAGGAAACAAAAAGGAUCCUCUGUUUCCGGAGGAUCUCAUCUCCUAUAGCUUCCAAGUCGCGCGAGGGAUGGAGUUUCUGGCUUCUCGGAAGUGCAUCCAUCGAGACUUGGCCGCCAGAAAUGUUCUGCUUUCCGACAGUAACGUGGUGAAGAUCUGUGACUUUGGCCUGGCCAGAGACAUCUACAAAGAUCCUGACUACGUUCGCAAAGGCGAUGCCCGUCUGCCUCUGAAGUGGAUGUCUCCUGAGUCCAUCUUUGACAAGGUGUUCACCACCCAGAGUGAUGUCUGGUCUUACGGCAUUCUGCUGUGGGAGAUCUUCUCGUUGGGAGCGUCUCCAUAUCCCGGUCUCCACAUCGAUGAGGACUUCUGCCACCGGCUGAGGGCAGGGAGCAGAAUGCGAGCGCCUGAGUACAGCACGCCUGAGAUCUACAGCACCAUGCUGGCCUGCUGGGAGUCCAGUCCCACGGACCGACCCACCUUCUCCACCCUGGUGCAGACUCUGGGCGACCUGCUGCAAACCAGCGUGCAGCAGGGUGGUAAAGACUACAUCCCCCUGGGAUCUGGAGGCACAGUCUGCGGUGGGUCUUUCAAGCAGAGCCCACUCGCCGUGAUGAACCUGGGUUACAUGCGGAGCCUGGCAACACUGCAGAUGUUUGAGGAACCGCCCUGCGAGGAAGCGAGCGCCUCGGAGGAGCUGAGCGACAGCGGGAUGAUCCUGCCAUCUGAGGAACUGCGGCAACUUUUGUGGGAGAACAGCAUCAGCAGGUUCUCCACCAACCCCCAGGAAAUCACGGAGACACUCCUGAGUGAAGACGACAGCAGCCUCCAAGACAAAAAGCAGUCAGCGCUGCAGAGCGAGUGGGAGGAGGCGCGGCCUCCUCCUCCUGCGUUUCUCUGCCCGUCUCUUCAAUGAUUCCAUCUGUACUGACAGGUGACACUUGUAUUUGCUCAACAGCAAAUCACCCUGUAAUCUGACGACGUUCAUGCUGAAUGUAUGUCAUGUCUUGGUACCUGCAGUAAUCUGACCUGUCUAAAGCCACAACAUGCUGGAAACACAAGAAUGUACUUUAAUGCUGGAAUUUAGCUUGUUUAUUAAAUAGUUUUCAGAUGUAUUUUAGCCCCAUUUGCAUUUACUCUCACAACAUUUAAAGAAGUAAACAACUUUAAUAUUGGAACAGAAACAUAAUAAACAUUAUUUGUGUUUAAACAGCUAUGCAGGCAAUUCACCUGAACAUUUGGAGUUUUGUCUUUAAGCUCUUGUUUUGUGUUCAAGAAGACAGAGAGAAAUCAUGUUUUUUUUUUUUCCAAAAUGGCCUGCUUCUGCCAGAUCCAAGAGGUAGCUGCCAGUGUAGUGUGGUGACCUUUUCAUACGUCGAACGGAGAACUGAAAACGAGGAAGUAAGCUUUGGAAUUUCAGCCACAAGGACUGUAAAGCUCCGAUGUAAAGACUGAAAUCAUUGGGGAACCAGAAUAAAUGGUCAACACUACUGAGAAAGUUGAUGUUUAGCUGUGGUUCAGGGGAACAUGAUGCUCCAGCUGUGACCUCAACUUGACUACAUGACUUGGUGAAGUCAACUUUGCUCACUUCGAUCACUACAGAAAGUUCAAGCUCUACUUUAAAAUGACUGGACUCUGAGUGAGGAGUCAUGCACUGCUGAGGCACAACAUCAGGUCAAUCCCAGCUCAUUGCAAGACUGGAAGAGUCACCCUUCCCUGCUGGUUACAUCCCUAACAACUUGGAUGUGGAUGUCGACGACACUGAAAGAGUGAAAACCAGCCUUGCGUUAAUUCAUUUUCUAUUCAUAUUGCUUGGGAUUUUCUCACUAAUA